Nicotiana tabacum (common tobacco) is the source of this 766-nucleotide messenger RNA. Lineage: Eukaryota; Viridiplantae; Streptophyta; Magnoliopsida; Solanales; Solanaceae. The record is from RefSeq and is a predicted model, not a curated record.
AUGGAGAAAGCCUCAUCUUUUCAGCUUCUAGCAUUUAUAUUAAUAUCUCUUCACAUAAUAGAAACAUGCUUAGCCAUGAAUAUAAGCACUGAUCAAUCUUCUCUUCUAGCCUUGAAAGCCCAAAUUACUUCAGACCCUUAUCGCAUACUUUCAACAAACUGGUCUUCUUCAACCUCUGUUUGUAACUGGAUUGGAAUCACUUGUGGCUCUCGUCAUCACAGAGUGAUUAAACUGAAUAUUUCAGACAUGGGAUUUACUGGUACCAUCCCACCACAACUUGGCAACCUUUCUUUUCUUGUUUCACUUGAUCUAAGCUACAACAAUUUCCAUAGUGAACUUCCACCAGAUUUCACUCGUUUGCAAAAAUUGAGAGCCAUUAAUCUUAGUUACAACAACUUCACCGGAGAAAUUCCAAUAGAAAUAGCCACUCUUCCGAGUUUGAAAUUUUUGAACUUGGGAUACAAUAAAUUAAAUGGCUCCAAUGUGCUCUCCAUAUUCAACAUAUCAACACUAAAAUUUUUGGAUCUCAGAAAAGCUGGUUUAACUGGCGAUUUCCCUUCUGAUUUAUGUCGUCGCCUUCCCAGAUUGCAAAAGCUUGUACUUGGCUUCAAUAUGUUAAGCGGAGAGGUACCAAGAACCAUAUCAGAAUGCUCGGAACUUCAACUCCUAUGGUUGUUUGAAAAUAACUUUGUUGGAAAAAUUCCAAAAGAACUCGGUAACUUGGAGCUGCUGCAAGAUUUACAUCUUGGAUUUAACAAGUUACAAG